Molecule: messenger RNA, 1569 nt
Organism: Cannabis sativa
Lineage: Eukaryota; Viridiplantae; Streptophyta; Magnoliopsida; Rosales; Cannabaceae
Product: phospholipase A1-Igamma1, chloroplastic
Biological process (GO): lipid metabolic process
Molecular function (GO): glycerophospholipase activity
Source: RefSeq, a predicted model, not a curated record
ACCCUACGAUUCGCCAAAUCCCUCUCCAACUUUUUCCACCUUCAAAUCCAAACACCGCCCACAUCCGCCGUCGCCGGAGAUAUUCCCUCAAACUGGGAUUCUUUCCCGGAAGAGAAACACUCCACUCCAACCACUUCCCCAAAAGAGGUGAUCGCCCAAAAAUGGCAGGAAAUCCAUGGUUUCCACGGCGGUUGGGAGGAAGAGGAUGCUCUACUAAACCCUCUUCACCCUUGGUUGAGGCGAGAAAUCGUUAAGUACGGCGAGUUUGCUCAGGCCACUUACGACGCUUUCGAUUUCGAUUCGUUUUCUGAGUAUUGCGGGAGUUGUAGGUAUAAUGCACACCACCUGUUCGAUAAAUUGGGUUUGACCAAAAAUGGGUAUAAUGUUACUAAGUACAUUUACGCAAUGUCUUCACACAUUGAUGUUCCCACUUGGCUACAGAGAUCCAAUUUGGUUGAUUUAACGUGGAGUAAGGACUCUAAUUGGAUGGGAUAUGUGGCGGUGAGCGAUGACGAGUCGCGAAGGAUUGGCCGGAGGGACAUUGUUGUGGCGUGGCGAGGAACGGUGGCGCCUUCCAAAUGGUACGAAGAUUUUAAGAGAAAAUUGGAGCCAAUUGGGAAUAGAGAAGCGAAAGUUGAACAUGGGUUUUUGAGCAUUUACUCUUCUAAGAGUGAAUCCACUAGGUACAACAAGUCUAGUGCUUCGGAGCAAGUAAUGAAAGAAGUGAAAAAGCUUGUUGAAAUGUAUAGACAAAAGGGUGAAGAAGUUAGUGUUACUAUAACUGGCCACAGCCUCGGGGGCGCUUUAGCUCUUCUAAACGCCUACGAGGCUGCAGCAACUCUUCCAAAGGAGGUUACCAUCAGCGUAAUCUCCUUUGGAGCCCCGAGAGUUGGGAACCACGCGUUUAGAGACGAGAUUCAUGACAUGGGCGUUAGAAUGCUGAGAGUUGUGAUCAAACAAGACAUGGUUCAUAGAAUGCCGGGGCUAGUUUUGAAUGAGAGUUUGGAGAAACUUGAAGAUAUUAUGGGGACUCUUGAAUGGGUUUAUACUCAUGUUGGGGCUGAGUUAAAGCUGGAUGUUAAGUCAUCUCCUUACUUAAAGCAUGGAAUUAAUUUAGCUGUGUUUCAUAGUUUGGAGACUUACUUGCAUCUUGUGGAUGGUUUCCUGAGUCAUACGACACCGUUUAGAGAAAAUGCUAGGAGAGAUGUUGCAUUAGUUAACAAGGGAUGUGAUAUGUUAGUUGAUAAGCUUAGAAUCCCACAAUGUUGGUACCAAUUAGCUCAUAAAGCACUUGUUUGUAAUGAUCAUGGGAGAUGGGUUAAGCCCAAAAGAGAGGUUGAAGACAUUCCUUCACCUAUGGCCUUGGAUCAACCUCAUCAAUCUCAUGUCUUGAAAUCGGAUAAUGUACAAUUUCAACCUUUCUUUGGUACUUGAAAUAUAUAAACACACAAUUUUUAAUUUAAAAAUUAUAUGUAUAAAGAAAUUUAUAUUUUGUUUAAAAAUAGAAUAAUAAUAAAAUUUUAUCAAAGAUGUUUUUCUAAAUUUUCUUUCAAUAAUAUCAGUAUUAAU